ACCAAAUAUUUGGAACGUACCUGUAUCGUCUGAAAUACCAUAUCAAUUUUGAGACGCUCCCUGAUUAAUAUUUGUUGCUAUGACGUCACAAGUACUUUACUGAAGCGUACAAAAUGGCGUACCAAGCGGCAGGAACAGAUAAUAUUCUUCUUGUAACCGAUUCUUACAAGGUUACGCAUCAUAUGCAAUAUCCACCAAAUACUACAAAUGUGUACUCCUACUUCGAAAGUCGUGGCGGGAAGUUUGAGAAAACCGUCUUCUUCGGUCUACAGUACAUCAUCAAACGAUGGUUGUGUGGUAAGGUUGUUACGGAAGAGAAAAUCCAGGAAGCAAAGGAGUUAUACCAUAAACACUUUAUGAAAGAUCAUUUUAAUGUUGAAGGAUGGAGAUAUAUUUUAGAGACAUACGACGGUCAUCUACCAAUAAGGAUUAAAUCUGUACCCGAAGGAAUGGUCGUCCCAUAUAAAAAUGUUCUGUUCACAGUAGAAAAUACAGAUCCUAAAUGCCAUUGGCUAACAAAUUACUUUGAGACACUGUUGGUUCAGGUCUGGUACCCGAUGACCGUUGCCACCAACUCUAGGUACCAGAAAGAGAUCAUUGCCAAAUACCUUGACGAAACUGCUGAAACUCUCGAUAAACUGCCAUUUAUGUUACAUGACUUUGGUUUCAGAGGAUCGUCUUCUGUAGAGUCUGCAGGUAUCGGAGGGUGUUCACAUUUAGUAAACUUUAUGGGAACAGAUACCAUAGCUGGGAUAACUACCGCCAGAAGAUAUUACGGUUGUGACAUCGCUGGAUUCUCUAUACCAGCUGCUGAACACAGCACUAUUACUACUUGGGGUAAAGAUGGUGAAGUUGAAGCAUUCCGCAAUAUGUUGACAAGAUUUCCUGAUGGUUUGGUAGCCUGUGUAAGCGACAGUUACAACAUUUGGGAUGCCUGUGAGAAAGUUUGGGGAGGUAAACUGAAGAGCCUAGUUGAACAGCGAAAAAAUGGUUCCCUGGUGGUGCGCCCCGAUUCUGGUGACCCUCCAACAGUUGUUGUUCAGGUUUUAGAUAUACUAGCGAAAUGUUUUGGAAAGUCGCUGAACAAGAAGGGGUACUAUUUAUUGCCGCCAUAUAUUCGUGUGAUACAAGGAGACGGGAUAAGUUACGAGACUUUGGGAGCUAUCUUAGAGAACAUGAAAAUAAAUAAAUGGAGUGCAGAGAAUCUUGCCUUUGGAAGUGGUGGAGCAUUGCUGCAGAGAUUGGAUAGGGAUACACAGAAAUGUGCUUUUAAAUGCAGUUACGCAGUGUGUAAUGGAAAAGAGGUGAACGUCUACAAAGCUCCAAUUACUGAUCCUGGUAAGAAGAGUAAGAAAGGACGUCUGACAUUAGAGAAGACGAAGGAUGGAAAUUUCGUCACUGUAGAAGAAGGGGCAGGGGAUGUCAAAAAGGAUAUUCUAGAAACUGUAUUUGAGAAUGGUAAAUUGUUAAAAGACUUCUCAUUUGAUGAAGUUAGAGCUAACGCCGAGAUUGACCUAGUUAACCAGAGAAAGAAAGAAAAGUCUGACAGUCAAUAACCAGCUAUAUAAUGAUGCCUCGAUGGCUUGAUAAUAACAUCGCACUCAUGCAGAGGUCAACAGAUUGUAUGCCAGAAAUUGAGAAUAAGUUAUGAAUGAAUAUAGAAAACUACUAUCUUCAAACAUGUCCUGUUCAAUGUGAAACAAUAUCAAAACAUAUCACUUUUGGAUGCAAAAUUUUCAAUGCUUUUAGAACAAGUACAACAAAAGGGAAAACUUUUUACCCUUUCAGGAUGAAAUUCUUAAGUUAGAUUUCUGAUAAUAAUUUCUAUUUAAAUACAUAUAUAUUGUUACUGUUGCUUUUUUAUGCUUUUAUGAACUUUGAAAAAUAUGGUAUACAUCUCGAAGAGAUCUAGAUAAUGUUACUGUUUGUGGUGUCUAAAAUUCAUGUACGUACUAUACUGUAAAAUAAGUAAUUUUUGUGGUGCCAAAAUUUUGUUAAAUCAACAUUUUUGGUUAAUUGACAAGGUCAAAUAUUGGCAAAUUUCUACUUUCAGUUCAGUUAAAUUAAUAUGAAAUAUAAAUACCUAUCAAACACUAAUAUGAAACAUAAAUACCUAUCAACACUUUUUUUGCAACUUCAGUUUGUGAAUUUAGCAAAUUUUAAUCCCUUACGAAAAUUUCUUAUUUUACCAUAUCGGCAAGUUAAGUAAAAAAUAUCUUUGUUCAGGUUAAAAAGCAAAAUUAAUGUCUUCAAAAUAAUGAAGUAAUUACAAUUCAAAAUUAAAGAGUUGUUACAAAUGUUUCAGAGAAUAAUAAGGAAAAAAUGUUUGUUUCUUAUUAUAGUAACACGUGAAUAGUAAUUGUAGUAUAAAGAAUUUUAUUGUAUGAAUAAACUUGUAUGAAUAAUCUAGUACUGCUAUGAUACUGAUAAGUAUACAGACAUUUACAGAUUGUUGUACAUGUCAGUUUGUUGUUAUGGUAUGUAGAAAACAUGUUGUAAUAUUUUUUAUUUUUUUUUGAAAAUAAUUUACUUGAACAGUGAGUAAAAAAUUCAGUUAUUGUUAUUAACAAGAGCCAAUGUUAUAUAAAUUGAAUUUGACAACCAGUCUAAAAUUCUAGCAGCUGAUUGGCUAAUUUUUGAAUUUUGAAUUGAAAUUGGCCAAUAGUAGAGCUGCAUUAAGAGACUGGUUUCCAAGUUUAGUUUUGCAGUCUUGCAGCAAGCUUUUUUUAUGAAGAUCUCUUUCAGGACCAACUACAUUAGAGCACCAUGCCUUUGUGAGUAUGAGUAAAUGCUUAUGAAUCAUAAAUUGUUUUGUUUUCUUUACAAAAGAAAGCCAUAUAUUUAUAAAUUUAUGUACAUGUAUUAUGAUAUAUUUUCAAACGCAUAUAUGUGUAAUUCUUUUCAUUGUACGGACUUGUGGUUUUGCACUUCCUUGGAGAUUCUGCUACUAUCAGGGACAGAGAUAAGAAUUUGUCAUUUUUACUUUGAUAACAGUUGUUACAAUUUAAAUAAUGUAACAAUUUAAAUAAAUUUCUCUAUUCAUCUUUAAGAUGUAAAGAUGGCAAAUUGUUUGUAAUAAAAGCCUUCAGUGAAGAAAGACCAAUAAAAUGAAAAUCUGUCAAUAUUGCUUAACAUUUAAGGUUCUAUUUUGCUGAACGAAUGAGAAAACUUGCCUGUUUUUAGACAAUUUUGUAAUCCAGGUGUCACUUGUUUUAAUCCUGGCGCUAGGCAAAAUUUCUUCAUAGCAAUUGAUCUGGGACAUUGAUUCACUCACACCACUGAUUAAGAAAUCAUUUGGCAUUUGUAUGCUGUCACUUGCGGAGAAAUUUGCAAUUUCUGGUCAGUUAUCCGGGAAAGCCAAUUAGGCGAACCACGGCCAAGAUAAACAAAAAGAUGUUGAAAUUGGCGUGAAAAUCAGGCAAACAAACAAAACAAAAGUGUAAAUAGACACAAUAUUUUCUAAUUUUUUCUCCUGGUUGCCAUAACAAAUUUUAAAUUACGGUUAUGAAGCAGCCUCAAUCAAGGAUAGACACCAUAUUUUCCUAUUCUUUUUUCCUAUUCUUUUCUACUGAUUGCCAUAACCACUUUUAUUACAAUUCAAAGCAGCGUCGAUCAAGGUUUUAAAUUCGAAGUAGUUUUAUUUUGUUAAGCAUAUUUGUGGUGAAAAGUGUAUUUUUGUAUAUUUGCUCUAAAGUCCUCCUACCAUUGCAUUGAAAAUUCCCUGCCAUUGUUAUCAUUCUACACUUUGAACAUUGUCAGAUAGAUAUUGCUGGAUGUAGCAGUAUGUCUCCAGAUGUGUGUAAAAUAAAUCUUCCAAAAAAUCACUUCUGAGAAAAAUAUUAUUUACAGUCUAAAGAAAUGUCAAUCUAAUUAAAAUCAUAUCUAUAAUUGUUGCUCCACUACACUUCACUAAGAGUAACGGAGCAAAAAACGAUGAUCUGAUUUUAAUGAGAUUUAAGAAAUGUUUGAGAAAUAUUCAAAAUUCAGGCAAAACUUUGACUGUAUUAUCUAAAAUAUUCAACAGAAUUUUGUAUUUUUAUCACAAGAUUUUUUCCUGUCACUAAUGUCCCGACACACAUCUGGAGUUGUGUUGUUUCACGUCUUUUUAUCAUAUGCUCAAAAUAUGGCAGCACCCUGUAGUUCACAUGUCCAAACCUUGCAAUAUGCCAUUAUAGAUAUUAUAUUGCCCCCUUUUAAUCAUAAACUGUACAUUUAUAUAUCACUUGCAUGUGUGUAUACACGCCAUUAGUACGAUGCCUGAAGAAAAUGUUUUCAUUCUUACAUUACCAAUUACCAUGAAAAAAAUUGAACAUCUAGAAAGUAAAAUGUAAAGGCUUUAUAGCUUAAAUAUUACAUUGUUUUAAAUCGUUAGAUGUUAAUUUAAACCUUUUUUACUUGGUUUAAAGGGUCUUUUUUAGGUGGAUUAUUUAUAUACAGUAGAAAUUCUAUGUGUCCAACUUUGAUUAGAAGAUUUGUUUUGUUAUGCCUUUUGUAACUCACUGGUAAAUGUUGAUGGCGUGAGAUUUUGUCAUUGAAUUGAGACGAAGGCCUGAUGUCUCAAAGUUUUAAGCAAGUCCCUUCAACUUCGACUUAACAAAGUUCUACUUCAUAUGUUAUGUUAGUUAUCUACUUUAUGUUUACUUAUUAUCUUAGUUAUGAGAAUCUUUUUUUUUUUAACUACUUUACCUGAAAUACAUUUAUAGCACAGUUAAAGGCACAUUAUGCCUCAGAAACCAAUUAUUUUUACCUCUUUAGUAAGAGCAAUCUUGAAUUUUGUAAAGGUUUUAGAGAAUGUUAAAUGCUUGUUACCUGAAGAAAUUAGUGAUAAAUGCGAAAUAAUUUGUCAAUAAAGUAGCAAAAUGUAAGCAAAGUAGUAUUUUGACUUCCGUUCAAAAAUACUAAAUCACUAAAAUGUACUUUUUACCAUAACAACAGAUAAAAAGUUCACCAAAAUUAAAAGGCUUUUUGAGAAAUAGAAAUAAAAGAAUUUCGGAGGCAUAAUUGGCCUUUAAUUGAUUUUAAAGGUUAAAUAACUUCUGAAAUUUGUCCAAGUAUAACAUUCCUGAAAUGUGGAUCAUUUUAUUUUACAACUUUUGUGUUUAAAGUUGUGAAACUAGCCUCCUUCUGAAGUAGAAAAUUAUUCAUGAAUGGGUGAAGACUUGGUUAUUUUUGGAUAUAUUUUACUCAAAUUUUUAUUGUAAGUUUAAAAAGGAAAGAACUGUUACUGCGAAAGUAAAGAACAUAAAUUUUUAUGGUAAAGAAAAUUUACUAAGAAAGCAAGGAAAAUUUACUAUUAAAGUAAAGAAAAUUAACUAAUAUGUGAAGAAUAUUAUGAAAACAAUUAAAAUUAACAAUGAAAAUGAAAACAUUAACUAAAAUUUGACAGUAAAUAUAUUAACUAACAUUAAAUAUUAAAGUAAAGAAAAAAAACUAUGCAGAGUUUUUUGUUUGUUUUUUUUGUUUUGUCAAUAUAUAUAUUUUGUUUAUCCUUCAGUUGACUAUCAGAUAAUCUGGAAGGGCUGGUGUGCAGGAAUAUAUUGUUGUUUUGAAUAUACAUGUAUAUUUUAGUUCUAUCAACAAACAUAGCCGUAUUUCUUAGCCACAGAAAUAGUAUUCUUCCAUCCUCUAAUUAAUAUGAUAGUCUAUUUAUUGUAUAUAUUUGGUAAUUUAUAGUAAUAUAUAUAUGUGUGUGUAUUUUAAUAACUGAUCACAUUAAAGGCACAUUGUGCCUGUAAAAUAAAAUUUAAUUCAUUUUUCCUAGUUGGAAAGGGCAAGUAUGUGUUAAUGAUGUUUAAAAAAAAAAAUUGAAAAGUGUACAAAAUUGUACAUGUACCACUUCAUGGAAUAUAUAUUUAAAGUAUAUCGGAUGUGACUUAAUUGUUUAAGUUCAGUUUAAAGUGCUUAGAACAGUUCUAUUAUGUUUGUAAGGAGUUUAUGUCCUUAAAUAAUAUAAAAGUUUAAUGUAUUUCCAUUUGUUAUAAAGAAUAGAUAGAUGUAUAAAUAUUUGUGUUAUAUUUGUCUGAAUACUUGCCUUUAUAUAUGUAAUUGGUUAGAGAAAGUUAUGACAAAAGUACACAUUCUAUUCUAUGUAUUUGCACAUUUUGUAACCAGAAUUAACUGUUGGCCAAAAGAAUCUGUCUGUCAACAUUUUUUAUGUAUUAGAAUAAAAGGGUGGGAUAUAAUUUUUUUUGUUAAAGGGACAUCACUGAGGUUUUUGAUGUGACAUGACUGGAAUUACUGUUUUUGAGAUCAAUUUUCCUUUUGAUGUAGAUCAAAACCAAAAACUUAUGUGCAAAAUUUCAGAACAUUUACUCACUCCGUUUUUUCCAGAAUGAUAUUCUUAUUAUGAAAAAUGACCUAAAAUUGAAAAGCAUUGCAAUGCUUUUCACUCAAAUUGGGCUUAGAAAAACACAACAAUACGAUUUUCAAUUUAUUUCUUAGUAUUUUUCUUAUUAACUUUUGCAUUUCUGUCUGUUUUAAGUACCCCAGCUGAUCUGUGUAAGAAAUUGAAAUUGUAUGCUUUUAUGCUUUUGAACCUCAGUGGAGUACCUUUAAGAACAUUUGUGUUAAAAAAAUAGUUUGAACUCCUGAAACAUAUGUAUAUGAUGUUGUAAAAUUUUAGGGAUAUGGAAAUAGGAGUAUUCUGAAUGUUGAAACAAACAGUUUCUUUUUGCCUUUAAGUUAAAUUUCAAAAUAUUUUGAACAUGUAUUUUAUUUUAUUUUUUCUCUAUUUUCAUACACAUUUUUAUAAUAUUUUUUCCUAUUUUUUAUACAAUUUACUCUCAUUAUUGUAUGAUAUAUGUUUACUGAACUGUUUUGUUAACAUGUUAUGACAUACCUUUAAAGAAGUACACUUUUAGUUAAAAUCUUCAAAAAAUCAAAUUGAAGAAAAAUAUAUGUAUAGCCUAGAAAAAAAUAUCUAAAUGUUCAAAAAUCUACCUUUUACUGACACAGUUAUAUUUUUCUUGCAAGAAUUUGGUCUAAUUUCUUAGGGUAGCCAGUGCAUUGGGCUAUGUUAAAAUACUUCAAUUGUACAACAUUUUACAUUUGCGGACAAUUUUCAUAAAGUUCCAUUGAAAUUAACAGAAAUAUGGGAGUGGGCUCCUUUAAAAGUACAGAUGUGACACUUUGGUAUCCUAUUUAGGCUCUUGAAGUCUUUAUUUUAUUUCAUAAGUUCUUACAACUCCAUUUAAGUGCAGAAAAGUGAAUAUGAUGCUUUUGAUUUUUGGAAACCAACAUUGGUAUGCUUGCCACUAAUAUUUUGUCAGCACUGCCUUAAAUCAGUUAAAUAGUUAGAAAAUGUUUUAUUAUUAUUUUCAGUGGCCUAUGGUGUAAUAUAGAUUCAUUAUAUAGGAUACUCACAUUUUCCGUCUCUCAGUUUGUUAGGCGAUUACCUCUAUGCUAAUAAAAUUAAUCUUAUUAACUGGU
Ruditapes philippinarum (Manila clam) is the source of this 7428-nucleotide messenger RNA. RefSeq names its product nicotinamide phosphoribosyltransferase-like. The record is from RefSeq and is a predicted model, not a curated record. The transcript has 9 exons. Gene Ontology annotation, biological process: NAD+ biosynthetic process. Bases 114 to 1556 code for a protein of 480 amino acids. NCBI's taxonomy places the organism in Eukaryota, Metazoa, Mollusca, Bivalvia, Venerida, Veneridae. Gene Ontology annotation, molecular function: nicotinamide phosphoribosyltransferase activity.